AUGCCCGGAGCCUGGCUGCUGCUGCUGCUGCUGGCCCGGGUGGUCUCCACCGCCGGGCCGGUGGUCCGCUGCGAGCCGUGCGACGCCGGCGCCCUCCUGCUGUGCAAGCCGCUGCCCACGGAGUGCCCGGAGCGGAUGAAGGAGCCCGGGUGCGGGUGCUGCACGACGUGCGCCCUGGGCCCCGGGGACGCGUGCGGGGUGUACACCGCACGCUGCGGGGCCGGGAUGCGGUGCCGGCACGAGCCCGGGGAGAUCCGGCCGCUGCAGGCGCUGCUGGAGGGAAGGGGGGUCUGCUCCACGUCCAGGGCCAAGAAACCCACCGGCACCCCGGGGCAGAAAGCAGAGGGUGCAGGAAAUCAGGUAGAAGAAGGUGGAGCCAACGCCACCCAGCCGAUGACGGUGCUGCCCGGCGUGGCCACGGUGAAGGGCGGACCCAGCCGGGGGUCGAUGGACACCCGGCCGCCGCUGCACAACAAGCUGAUCCAGAAAGAUCAGAACAGGAAGACGCAGAGCUACAAGGUGGAGUCAGUGUCGGGAGGAGCCAACAUGGACAUGCACAACUUCUCCCUGGAGAGCAAGAGGGAGACGGAGUAUGGGCCGUGUCGGCGGGAGAUGGAGAGCAUCCUGAACAGUCUGAAGAUCAGCAACGUGCUCAACCCCAGAGGCUUCCGCAUUCCCAACUGUGACAGGAAGGGCUUCUACAAGAAAAAACAGUGCCGUCCGUCCAAAGGCAGGAGGCGGGGCUACUGCUGGUGCGUGGACAAAUACGGGCAGCCUCUUCCGGGCCUGGACGGCCGAGAGCGAGGCGAGACGCAGUGCUACAACCUGGAGAGCAAGUGAGAGGACGGAGAG
Messenger RNA from Limanda limanda (common dab), 852 nucleotides. RefSeq names its product insulin-like growth factor binding protein 3 (gene igfbp3). The record is from RefSeq and is a predicted model, not a curated record. Gene Ontology annotation, cellular component: extracellular region. Bases 1 to 840 code for a protein of 279 amino acids. Lineage: Eukaryota; Metazoa; Chordata; Actinopteri; Pleuronectiformes; Pleuronectidae. Gene Ontology annotation, molecular function: fibronectin binding; insulin-like growth factor I binding; insulin-like growth factor II binding. The transcript is spliced from 4 exons. Gene Ontology annotation, biological process: regulation of insulin-like growth factor receptor signaling pathway.